AUGCUGUGUUCCAGACAAGGCUCUCAAAACGGCACUUGUUGCAAGACUCCAGCACCAAUUGAGUCGUCUGAUGAUAACGAGGAUGUGUGGGGAAGUGAUGAGGAAAGUAUCGCCGUUUAUGCAGACUUGAAACGAGCUCACGGAAAACAGGGAUAUCUCGAUGGGCUAGUAAACCAGCAAGAGGCAAGUUUGCAGAAAGGAUUCGACAGCGGAUUCCCGAUUGGAGCUGACCUCGGAAGAGAUGUGGGUCGCAUUCUUGCCCGAUUACAUGGAACCCCUGCUUUUAAAGAAGCGGUAGAGGCCUUGAACGUAUCCAAAGUUCUCGAUAAGAAGUAUUUCGAUGACCAACUCGAUUUGGCACACAGCAACCAUCCAAUCAUUUCAUCCUAUGACCGCUAA
Molecule: messenger RNA, 399 nt
Organism: Australozyma saopauloensis
Lineage: Eukaryota; Fungi; Ascomycota; Pichiomycetes; Serinales; Metschnikowiaceae
Gene: YAE1
Product: Yae1p
Exons: 1
Coding region: 1-399 (132 amino acids)
Source: RefSeq, a predicted model, not a curated record